Molecule: messenger RNA, 2537 nt
Organism: Hypoxylon trugodes
Lineage: Eukaryota; Fungi; Ascomycota; Sordariomycetes; Xylariales; Hypoxylaceae
Exons: 2
Coding region: 177-2240 (687 amino acids)
Source: RefSeq, a predicted model, not a curated record
AUGCCGUCAUUGGGUUCAAACUCAAACUUUACGGCGAAAAUACACUUUAAGUUUUCAUCUCUUUUAAUAAGACGACCCAUAAUUAAAAUAUUUACUUUAUAGAAAUAUUUGAUGGGGUUUUUUACGAUAUCUCCAUAAUACUACGAUAAGACGCGUUCCGACGCGUCUAGUGGAUCAUGGUGCCUCGCCGGGUAAUUGCCGACUCCGACGAUGAAGAUGACGGCGAUAAUCUGAAUGCGUUGAGUCCCGCCAGAGAAGAAACGGGGGUUCCGGAGGUAGAGCCGUUGAGUCCGCAACAUAGGCCAUCGAGCGACGCGAAUAAUCGGACGUCUGGUACUACGGACCAAUCGUUCUUCGCUGGUGUGCAUGAUGAGCAGCAGAAUAGGGCUGUCGACCAAUCUAGGCUUAUUGAGCAGAUUGUGCGUCAGAGCCAGAAGGCGAGUGGGAGUAGUGGUGAUGUGUCACUUCCGGCUCAGGGGAAACGGAAGAGGGUUGGUGCUUCUUCGGGCACGAAUGUUACUUCGCCGGAUGGGAUGAGUAAACUGGGGAAUCGAAUGUCGCUUUUGAGUGAUGAUGCGACUAGUAUUACGACGCCGAGGAAAAGCGCGCCUGGGGAGUGGGAUGUGCCUAGUAGUGCCGAGGGUGUGUCUGCUCCGAGGAGUGCGAAGAGUUCGAAGGGGAAGAAGGAAAAGUCGUACGGAAAGAAAAGGCGAAAUUCCAAAACUUUGGGAAGCUCUGCUACGGCUGAGAUCUUCAUGCGAGAAGGCCUUGCAGUGGAAGGGGCUACCCAGGAGUCACCCGCGCGUGAUGGGAUGUCUGCUGCAAUUGAUGAGGUUGAACAGUCCCCUCUGCCCGCGACAAAACGAAGGAGGCUCUCGAUUCUUGGCCCCGCGAUACAGGAGACCGAGGCUGUGACGAACUUUUACGUCCCCCAAGGCAACCUCACUACCAUGCAAAGACUCGAGUAUCAGCAGACUAGCGCGCCGCAAAAUGGGUAUUCUAACCUCUACGGGUCUAUUGCCAAUCAGAAAUCAAGUGGGAUGACUACUAUUGCUUAUUCAACACCGAGCAGAUAUGCUUCUUCAUCAGGAGGGCCACUUCCGUGGGAAAGAGAAUCUGCUCUUGAGUUCCAGGCUAAUGGUAGUCCUGGUGUUAUUAGCAUUAAUUCUUCUCCUGCUGCAAUCGCGGCCGAGGACGAAUACAUUGAAGGAGGAACAACAGAGACGACAUAUAUCGAUACCCAAGAAGUGAUAUAUGAGGACCAAGAUCUUACCAAAGGCCACACAACGAUGAGCCCAUCCGGUAAAAAGCGGAAGCAGAGCCAGAAGAGCAUGCAGGAUGAAGAAGAUGAGCUGGCGCGGAUAAAUUCUAGCGACCCAAAACCUUCUAAUCGGCGUCGGGAUAGCCAUAAACGGAGGCGCCGCAAUGAUCAAAUACCUAAUUCACCUAAUCCGCUUGAAGGCGGUGAGAAUAUUGAACUCAUCCCUAAUCCAGUUGAGGAGCUCCCAACAGAAGAGGUGCACCAAGCCGAAGAGCAGGCUCUUGAAAUACCCUCGACGGAACCGCCACCCGCCCCCAUUAGUGUGCCCGAACCCCCGCAAGAGGCGCAGCCGACUCCUCAACCAAAGAAGCGUGGACGAAAGAAAAAGCAGCCCGCAGCCGAACCAGUUACCGAAGUCGAACAGCCCAUUGAAAACCAAAUUCCUACUCAGGAGCGCGUUUCUACUACUAAGGAUUCGGACGCGCAAGUUGAGCCAGGGAAGUCUAAGAAGAAAAGAGGUCGGCCUCGAAAGUCAGACCAGGCGAAAUCCGAAACGGCUGCAGCUCCUGAACCUCAACCCGAGCCUGAGCCUGAGCCUCAUUCUACGUCCAAGACCCGCGUAGAGGCCGCACCGGAGCAAGUCGAAGCAACCGAGAAGCCAAAGCCUAAGAAGCAGGCCCGGAAGCAAGAGGAAAUAAGCGAGAUAGCAGAUGAGGAUGAGACCGAAGAUGCAUCACCGUUGGAAGAAAUUAGUAAUAAUUCUAGAACACCGUCGCGGGGAUCUAUAUCAACCAAGGGUGUGUCUACGACACCCAAUGCUGAAUCAUCAACCGAUCAGAAGCUCCCACCUAAAACUCAGGAGAAGGGCAGCUCAACGCCGAAACCUACGCCCACGUCUUCACAACCCAAAGUGCCCUACCGGGUCGGUCUAAGCAAAAGGACGAGAAUCACAUCGCUGUUGAAAUCCAUCAAGAGGUAGAAUAGAAAGCAAUUCAACCUUACUAUGAUAAAUGCGACGAGUACAAUUAUCUUUGGGAUUACUACGGCUCUUGAUAUAUAACUGAUUAGGGCAGGGAUACUCAGGCAGAAGUCAAUAGAAAAAAAUAAAAUGAUUAUUCAAGUACUACGUAUCCAAGGAAGCGUAGACUUCCUGAUUUUAAGCUCUAUACGACACCAAAAGCACAAUAAUUAUUUCUCAUACGUCUGCCUAGGUACGUGCACGAUGGCUACCCAAGGCAGACUGUAAUUGGAUAGUAAGGAUUGGGGCGCAUGGGGU